GGAAGAGAAAGAAUACCAUGGCGAAAACUAGUACCGGUGGUGGUGUUUCUUACGGUGUUGUACCAGAGAUGAGACAUUCCAAAAGCGAGGAUCUCCUUGGUGCUAUACCAAAUUCAAGAUCGACGAGUCCAACCAUCGGUUUAUUACCUAGCACCGCUUCCGAGGACGAUUUGAUAGCUGCCAGUGCAUUACACGAAUCAACCGAUCGUCAUCGUCAUCGUGUUGUAGUUGCCGCGGCCGCGGCCGCAGCUGCCGCAGCCGCCAUUGCCGAUACCACUAGAAGGUUACCACCAUCCUCCUCAAAUACAUCGUCAUCGCCAUCGUCAUCGUCAUCCACUAAGACACAUAAUAAAAACAAUGACAAUAGAUCAACGACGACCACCAAUUUAUUUGCUACGAAAUUUGUUGGUACGCCUCCUGGUCUUCUUACCGAUCGCAUCGAUCCUGAAGAUUCUAUUCGCGAUAUCGUCACGGAGAAUGAUCUUUAUAGGUUUGUCCUUUUCAAACGUCAUUAUGACAAGUACGUCGCCCUAGCCGCAAAAUACGAGGAAGCAAAGGAUACUGCUUACUACUUGGAAGAACGUUACCACGAGGUGAAGGCUGAAAGAGACAAACUGGAAGAGGCACGUCGUUGUUUAGAAAAGAGAUUAGAGGGCUGCGAGGCAGAAUUAAGAGGUAAAGAGGACGAUCUCUUCCUACAACUGGAGCGAAGUCUUCGAUUGGAGGAAGAAGUCGAACGUGCGAAGGUGGAGCGUGACAGCUAUAUAGUAGCCCGCGAUCGUUUGGAUCAACAGCGCGAAACGACUCUAAGACGAUUGCAACUUCAGCUUGCAGAAAACGAAGCGACUAGGCAAUCCCUCGAAAGGGCACGGCUGGAUGUCAUAAGACAGGCCACCGUCAUUCGAGCUGAACGUGAUGCCCUCGAGAAAGAAAACGAAACGUUGAAGGAGAAAUUGCGUAUCGGUGAAGACGAAUUGGGUAUAGAAAGACGUAGACGAGAGGAAGGAGUAGCAGCGCUCACACGAGAGACCAUAACGCUUAGGCACGCUGCACGACAUCUUCGAGCAGCUACAUUACAUGCCACAUCUUGCCGUCGUCGUAGAAGGUGUUCCAUUUGUCUUUAUACCCAACGUACGUUCGCUGAGGUAGAUGAUUAUCGAGAUGAUGGGAAUCUUUUCAAGUGCCUUCAAGCGCCCCUACAAGAUUUGUGUACUUGGUUACGACCAAGUACAACGACUACAGCAGGUCCAUCGUCGCGUACACCAAGGACAAGUUCCCCAUUGGCCGAACGAGAAAUUGCUUACAUCGAUGACUCCAGCGUUGACAGUAGCGGUGGUGGUAGUACCAAUGGUAGUAGCGAUAGUACAACCAGUAGUACUACCAGUAACAGCAGUAGUAACAGUGCCUCCGAUGAUGAGGCAUAUCCAAGUACCUUAGUCGCUGCGAUGUCAUUAUCAUCGGCUAAUUCUAAUGUACCACCUACAAAUAGAGCAUUUUCUUCUGACUCAGGAUUUUCCUCGGAAGUCGGUGAUCGCAGGUCACGGUGUUUCGAAAAUGGUUGCAGCAGUACCAGCAGUAGCAGCGGCUGCAGUAAAACCAGAAAAAUCAGCGAAUCCCUCAGCUGUAGCGAACCGGACGAUCAGGGUACGGCGGGAAGAGGAGGUGGUAGUGGUGGUGGUGGAGGAAGAGGAGGAGGAUUCACACGUUCCAAGUGGACAUCAUCCUUCCGCAAAUUGCUCGGACGUAAAUUGAAAUCAAAGUCAGCAACAACGUCGAAUGGUGGUGCUGGUGGAGGAUCAUCAUCGUGAACGACCAUUGAAGGAUAAAAUGACGAUUAGAAUGAUGUUAGGAAAGAUCGCCAUAGAUCUUUUCAACAAAUUCCUUCUAUUAUGUGAUUGUUCGAAGUAUAAUUCGUUUCUUUAUUUUUUUUUUUUUUUUUUUUUUUUUACCGUUUAAUAUAAAUUAAAAA
This is a messenger RNA of Vespa crabro (European hornet), 1969 nucleotides long. RefSeq lists its product as uncharacterized. The transcript is spliced from 6 exons. Lineage: Eukaryota; Metazoa; Arthropoda; Insecta; Hymenoptera; Vespidae. The coding region runs from base 18 to 1808 and encodes 596 amino acids. The record is from RefSeq and is a predicted model, not a curated record.